AAACACAGCCACUCACUAACAUUUACAUUCAUAAGCCAAACACUCGGCCAAACACUAACUUCUAGAAGAGAGAGAGGGAGAGAGUGACGCAGAGAUUAUAAGAAGGAAGUAAAAUUACAACAAGUACAACACUAACAAAUAUAAUAAACUAUAAACAACAAGAGCAAGAACAAGGAGCUGCAGGAAGCAAAACCAACAAACAAAUUUGGGACAACCCCUGCUGGCCAAAGUGCAUGGAAUUUUCAUGUGAUUUAGGAAGUGCGAACGUGGGCCGAAGCCAGAGAUAACAAAAUGCAGAAGGAAAAUAAUACAACAAUAGAAAAUUGCCAAUAUGUGGGCCCAUAUCGUCUGGAAAAAACACUCGGCAAAGGACAAACGGGUCUGGUCAAAUUGGGAGUUCAUUGUGUAACUGGGAAAAAAGUGGCCAUUAAAAUAAUAAAUCGUGAAAAAUUAAGUGAAUCUGUGUUAAUGAAGGUUGAACGUGAAAUAGCUAUUAUGAAAUUAAUUGAUCAUCCACAUGUACUCGGUCUAAGUGAUGUCUAUGAGAAUAAAAAAUAUUUAUAUUUAAUACUUGAACAUGUAUCGGGUGGUGAAUUGUUUGAUUAUUUGGUGAAAAAAGGACGUUUAACACCUAAAGAAGCACGCAAAUUUUUCCGCCAAAUAAUCUCAGCUUUAGACUUUUGCCACUCACAUUCAAUAUGUCAUCGAGAUUUGAAACCUGAAAAUUUAUUACUAGACGAAAAAAAUAAUAUAAAAAUUGCUGAUUUUGGUAUGGCCUCUUUGCAACCGGCUGGUUCGAUGUUGGAAACAUCAUGUGGCUCACCGCAUUAUGCCUGUCCAGAGGUUAUCAGGGGUGAAAAAUAUGAUGGACGUAAAGCGGAUGUUUGGUCUUGUGGUGUCAUCCUUUACGCACUUUUAGUCGGCGCUCUGCCGUUCGACGAUGACAAUUUACGACAACUAUUGGAAAAAGUCAAAAGGGGUGUGUUCCAUAUACCACACUUUGUGCCACCCGAUUGUCAAAGUCUGCUGCGUGGUAUGAUAGAAGUAAAUCCAGAACGUCGACUAACGUUGGCUGAAAUAAAUCGCCAUCCAUGGGUUACAGCUGGUGGUAAGGGUGAAUUGGAAUUGGAGCUACCCAUGAUGGAGGUGGUUCAGACGCAUGUUAUACCUGCUGCCUCGGCUGUGGAUCCUGAUGUUUUAAAUGCCAUUUGUUCCUUGGGUUGUUUUAAGGAAAAGGAAAAACUUAUACAAGAACUAUUGAGUUCAACACACAAUACCGAAAAAGUUAUAUAUUUUUUGUUAUUGGAUCGUAAACGCAGACGUCCAGCUUUAGAAGAUGAUGAAGAAAUCGCUCAAAAAUCUCGCAGUGAACUAGAGGCCGCCGAUCCUCCUCGAAAACGUUUAGAUACAUGCCGUAUUAAUGGUACAAACUCUACUAGUUAUGGCCAAAUAUCUGAAGGGUCUCCGCUGACGCCUAGAAGACAAGCUUUCAACUUCCGAUCCUAUAGUAGUACACGUAAUCACCAAAGACGUUCUCCUACAUCGGUUUCUACGAUGCGUUCUUCUUCAUAUCAUAGUCCAACACGAUGCAAUUCUCCGAUUAGUUCGGCCCAGCAACAGGCUAAUGUUUUGUCCAGACCUUCGUCGCCGGCCUCGUCGUCGGGUCAUUCGUCGCGCCACUCGACGUAUGGCGAUAGAGAGCGAUCAUCAUCGGUACAUCAUACUCCUAGCAGUCGGACCACGUCACACUCGUCGCAGGCCGGUGUUGAUGGUCACAGUAGUGGAAGUAGCAAUGAGGUUGUGUCUCGUGAGCUGCGAGAACGAAGAGAAUCACGCAACGAACGUUCAUCUACAGUACAAACUAGUUGUGUUCCCGGUAGUCCUGGUGGUAAUUCUGCAACAGUUCAUCAGAGGGCCAAUUCUGGACCCACAAUUGCCAUAAGUAUGUUUCACGAUCCGGAAGCCAAUAAUGUUAUGAAUCCUACAACAUCGCCUUUGAUGAAUAAUAGUACUGCUGCCAUUACCGGUUCGCCAUGCAAUGCUCCCGGUGGACAACUGUGGAAAACUAGACUUACCAACAUUAAGAAUAGUUUCUUAGGUAGUCCACGCUUUCAUCGAAGAAAACUUCAGGUUUCAGCUGAUGAGGUUCAUUUAACGCCUGAAUCGUCACCAGAACUGACCAAACGCUCAUGGUUUGGCAAUCUAAUCACAACAGAAAAAGAUGAAACCUUUACGAUUUUGGUUAAGGGAAAGCCCAUUGCCACAGUUAAGGCCCAUUUAAUUCAUGCAUUUUUGUCGAUGGCGGAAUUAUCGCACAGCGUGGUUUCUCCAUCGUCAUUUCGUGUUGAGUAUAAACGCAACGGCAAUGGACCGGUCAUGUUUCAGCGGCAUGUUAAAUUUCAGGUUGAUAUUAGUGCUAUUUGUAAACAGGGAGAUGUGGCGGACAUGUUAUUUGCUCUAACAUUUACACUAUUAUCGGGUAAUAUAAGACGAUUCCGUCGAAUUUGUGAACACAUACAAUCUCAGGUAUGUUCGAAACGUUUUCCGGGACCCAGUAGUCCGCCUACUGUACCAACCGUUACACAAGCAGUAUCAGAGAGUUCAUCGUGUGGCUCCGUAUCCAGUGAAAGAUUGUCCUACAAACGACAGCAAAUUGAAAACGAUACAGAAAAUGAUUCAAUAUUUACGUACAAAUCUGGCAAUAGUCGCCGUUCAUCGGCCACAAAUAACAAUAAUGCCAAUCCUAUCGAUAUACCUGGUAGUCCAAUAGCAGUUAGAUCCAAUUCCGAAUCAGCUGAACAGGAGCGGUCACGUGAUAUGCAGAGUGAACGUCAGGCGACAACAAUGUCCGGGAGUGCAAUAGCAUGAGAAUUAUUUCUCUGAUUUGGUUCAAGUUUUAUACAAAUUAUUUAAUUUCAACAAAUCUACCAACUUUUACUCCAGGUUUAAGUAUUUAAAAAAAAAAAAACACACACACAAAUUCUCUUUCACACACACCACACACACUCUUAUAAGUAAAAUUAAUAAAAUAAAAUAUAAAACAAAUUAAAACUGAAAACAACAAAUAAAUUCUUAACCAUUAAUAGUAUUCAAAUUUUUCCGAAACAAAAAAAAAAAAAACAAAAAAAUCUAAUCAAGAAAAACCAAAACUUAACACAAUUUAAGAAGCAAUAAAAACAAUUUAAUCAAAUUUUCUUAAGCCUAAAAAUAACAUACUAAAACAAGAAAAUCCAAAAACCAAGAAAUUGUGAAAAAAAACUAAAUGCAUUUAGAACAAUUUGUGUUUUAGAAAAACCAAAUAAUCAUCAUUCAUCUUUGAUGAGAAGAUAAAUUGCGUAAAAGCUACAAACUAAACCAAAUUGAAAACAAAAUAUUUUUUAUAAUAAAAUUUGCUUUUAAUUAAACUAGACGACAAAUUUCAUCUAAAUGCUUGUUAAAAUAAAAUAAAUAGUCAGUUCAACACACAAUAAUUAUUGCUUCAAUUCAAUGUCGAUACAUAAAAGAACGAACACUUGAUAAUUGUUUUUCAAUAUUUUUGGGUUUCUAUUUACUAUUAUGCAUUUUGAACUUUUUUGUUAAAUAUAUGACUUAAACAUUGUUGCCGCCGAGCCGAUAAAUAAAUACAUUAAAUAAGAUGAUGGAAAUGCUUAAAUAAACUACUGAAGAAGAGGCCACUUUAGGCCUCCUCC
Calliphora vicina (urban bluebottle blowfly) is the source of this 3689-nucleotide messenger RNA. RefSeq names its product sugar-free frosting (gene sff). NCBI's taxonomy places the organism in Eukaryota, Metazoa, Arthropoda, Insecta, Diptera, Calliphoridae. Gene Ontology annotation, cellular component: cytoplasm. The record is from RefSeq and is a predicted model, not a curated record. The transcript is spliced from 15 exons. The coding region runs from base 292 to 2868 and encodes 858 amino acids. Gene Ontology annotation, molecular function: tau-protein kinase activity; protein serine/threonine kinase activity; ATP binding. Gene Ontology annotation, biological process: microtubule cytoskeleton organization; intracellular signal transduction; protein phosphorylation.